Molecule: messenger RNA, 744 nt
Organism: Aureobasidium melanogenum CBS 110374
Lineage: Eukaryota; Fungi; Ascomycota; Dothideomycetes; Dothideales; Saccotheciaceae
Product: ubiquinone biosynthesis protein CAT5
Exons: 2
Coding region: 1-744 (247 amino acids)
Biological process (GO): ubiquinone biosynthetic process
Cellular component (GO): mitochondrial inner membrane
Molecular function (GO): 3-demethoxyubiquinol 3-hydroxylase activity
Source: RefSeq, a predicted model, not a curated record
AUGUCACUCCGUCAGCUGAGCCGGUGCAGCAGGGCCAUGGCCUUCUCGCCUCGUUCUCUGCAUAUCGGCUCUCUGCAGCAUGCUGCACCUAUCACAACCUCGUCAGCCCCGCCGAGUACCGAACCAAAGCCCAAGACUGUCGAGACUGGUACUUCAGGGAAGAGGAAGCGUCCCCUGACUGCUGAACAAGAACGCUUCCUGGAUUCUGCUCUCCGAGUAAAUCAGACUGGUGAACUUGCUGCUGUUCUCAUAUACCAGGCACAAACUCCACCCACAGUCAGAGCACAUCCCCAUCUCCGCCCGCUCAUGAAACACAUGUACGAUCAAGAGGCUGGUCACUUCAAAUACUUCAACAAGAUCAUAGCAAAGCAUCGCAUCCGUCCGACAGCCAUGACUCCAGUAUGGGGUGUUGCUGCUACUGCCUUGGGUUGGUCCACUGCCAUACUAGGUCAGGAGGCCGCAAUGGCCUGUACCGAGGCUGUCGAGACCGAGAUUGGUGAACAUUACAACGCACAGGUGCGAGAGCUUCUGGCAUGGAUGAAGGAUAUGGAAGAACGGGGAGAGGAGCCCGGCGAAGAGAUGACCGACUUGCUUAGCAACCUCCGAAGAAUCAGAGACGAGGAGCUUGAGCAUCUUGAUCACGCCGUCGAGCACGAUGCAAAAGAGGCUCGUCCAUACGAGCUCUUGACCAACGUUAUUCGAGGUGGCUGCCGUGCAGCAAUUUGGAUUAGCGAGAAGGUUUGA